AUGCAGUUCACCUCCUACCUCGUCUCGGCCAUGCUGGCCGUCACGGCCGUGGCCUCCCCCACGCCCGUCAGCAUCGACAAGCGUGCCACCAAGAUGUGCGACGCCUUCGGCUCCGUCGCCACCGGCGGCUUCACCAUCUACCACAACAACUGGGGUGCGGCCCAGGCUACCUCCGGCAGCCAGUGCACCACCUUCGAGUCCCUCAAGUCCGGCUCCGUCGCUUGGUCGACCUCCUGGACCUGGGCUGGUGGUCAGGGACAGGUGAAGUCCUACUCCAACGUUGCCCUCGAGAAGGUCAACAAGCAGCUCUCCGCUGUCAAGUCCAUCCCCUCCAAGUGGACCUGGAGCUACACCGGCUCCAACAUCGUUGCCGAUGUCGCCUACGAUCUCUGGCUCGCCCCCUCCGUUGGUGCCAACAACAAGUACGAAAUCAUGAUCUGGCUCGGCGCCCUCGGCGGUGCUGGCCCCAUCUCAAGCACUGGCAAGACCAUCGACACUCCCACCAUUGCCGGCACCAAGUGGUCCCUCUACUCUGGCCCCAACGGUGACACCACUGUCUACUCUUUCGUCGCCCCCAGCCAGAUCAAGAGCUUCAACGGCGACUUGAACCUCUUCUUCACCUACCUCACCUCCAAGCAGGGCGUUGCCAAGACCAACGUCAUCACCAGCCUCCAGGCCGGCACCGAGCCCUUCUCCGGCACCAACGCCGUCUUCAAGACCUCCGCCUACACCCUCACCGUUCAGUAA
Molecule: messenger RNA, 747 nt
Organism: Colletotrichum abscissum
Lineage: Eukaryota; Fungi; Ascomycota; Sordariomycetes; Glomerellales; Glomerellaceae
Product: xyloglucan-specific endo-beta-1,4-glucanase A
Exons: 3
Coding region: 1-747 (248 amino acids)
Biological process (GO): polysaccharide catabolic process
Molecular function (GO): cellulase activity
Source: RefSeq, a predicted model, not a curated record